AUGGGUGCCGCGGCGUUGAAAGCUGGCACUGAGCUCGGGCUGUUGCCCAGAGCUGGCUGUUGUGGCGCACGAACGACAAGCGCUCUGUGCCACAAUGUUUUCCUGAACAAUCUCCUGGAGAAGCUAGAGGAGCAGUCACAGGAGUAUGAUUCGGCCUUUCUGUACCAACAGGUCAGGUCUGGCGCUGGUGCUGCACCACAGUAUAUCCUGCUCUACCAGCGGACGGAGGAGAAGGCGCCUUCGCGUGAGAGCGGGGUCCGUGUGGUAGUAUCGCAGAAGGUGCGACGUCUGCUGCGCUUAGACUGGAGUCCUGAUGGGCUGGCAUAUGAGGAGCCGGAGUCUCGCUUGCCUGACUCCUUGCUAAUCCAGUCCAAGGUCUUUGAUCACCCGCUCAGACCGCUUGAGCUUCUCCAUCAACUCAGUGAGGUCCAGCACAAGGCCUUUGACCCUGAUGAGUGGGCUUCCUUCAACUUCUGCUACCACAUGAUCAGUCAGAUCGCCGGCAAAGCCUAUCACUACAGGUAA
Messenger RNA from Symbiodinium pilosum, 525 nucleotides. Lineage: Eukaryota; Dinophyceae; Suessiales; Symbiodiniaceae. The record is from the annotation of a GenBank genome assembly.